AUGGCAGAUAUCGAAGAUGGCUUCGAUAUACGUAACGCAAGCACAGCUCGAAAAUUAGACGAAAUUCAAAUAAAAAUCAGGUCGAAACGAGAUGCUGCAGAUAUUGGUCAAAUGGAUUCCUUCGUGCCCGGUGUGACGCCUGUAUGGGUAAAGACGUGGGGCUGCUCACACAAUGCCAGUGACAGUGAAUAUAUGGCUGGAAUACUAGCGAAGGCAAGCCCUCCUAUCAUUUACCUCUUCAACGCAGGAUACCCAAUUGUUAAGAAGUCAUCCGAUGCAAAAAUCUGGAUUUUAAAUAGUUGCACUGUUAAAACUCCAUCGGAAACGCAAGCGAGUAAUCUUUUGGAAGAGGGGCAGAAACAAGGCAAACUCGUCGUUAUGGCAGGGUGCGUAUCUCAG
Molecule: messenger RNA, 399 nt
Organism: Haemonchus placei
Lineage: Eukaryota; Metazoa; Nematoda; Chromadorea; Rhabditida; Trichostrongylidae
Source: the annotation of a GenBank genome assembly